Molecule: messenger RNA, 1536 nt
Organism: Fusarium keratoplasticum
Lineage: Eukaryota; Fungi; Ascomycota; Sordariomycetes; Hypocreales; Nectriaceae
Exons: 5
Coding region: 1-1536 (511 amino acids)
Molecular function (GO): heme binding; monooxygenase activity; oxidoreductase activity, acting on paired donors, with incorporation or reduction of molecular oxygen
Source: RefSeq, a predicted model, not a curated record
AUGGCUCUCAUUCAGCUGGAAUACAGCCAUGUAUUGGGCAUAGGGGCAGUUCUACUGUGCUUGGUAGUACUUUGGCAACUAUUUCUUUCACCCCUGAGGGCCUUCCCAGGUCCUUUUGUUGCGAAGUUUACUGAUCUUUGGCGUGCUGCCGCUGUAAUACCGGGACGAAUCGACAGUGUCAACCGCAGAUGGCACAAGAAAUAUGGCUCUGCUGUUCGGGUUGGCCCCAAUGCCAUCAUUCUCAACGACCCGGAGAUGAUCAAGACUGUGUAUUCAACAAAGAAGGCUUGGGUCAAGAGUGACAUGUACAUGAUCAACGAUGUCCUGAUUAAUGGCAAACGGCUGGCCAACAUCUUCAACACCAGGGAUCUUGCAUGGCAUGCACAACAAAUCAAGCCGAUCUCCAAGUUCUUCUCCAUGAGUCGACUCAUGGACAUCGAGCCCCUAUUGGACGUUGCAAUCAACAUGCUCACGUCCAAGCUCAACGAAAAGUUUGUCGAUGGGCCAUCAAAGGGCAAAGUGUGCAUGAUGGACGACUGGCUAGGCUGGUUGGCUUGGGACUCUAUGGCAAACGUCACCUUCGGGAGACACUAUGGUUUCAUCGAGAAGGAGCAAGAUGUUGAUGGUUUGAUCAAGGAUUCUGUCAACUCGAUGCGUUACUUUGCCUCUGUCUGUCAAAUUCCCUGGCUCGACUAUCUCCUUGACAAGAACCCUAUCAAGCGAAUCGGGCCCAAGCCGCAGCUCACAGGCACCAUGUACGCGGUGAGGGCCAUCUCAGAAUACAAGCAAGAGAUUGCCGAAAAGGGGUUGAAAUCCCAGAACGUUCCUCAUCUUCUUGACAAGUAUCUUGGUCUGGAGGAGCAAUAUCCGGGGAUGGUCAACGACGCUCAGCUUGUGAAUUGGCUUCUGCCUACGGUAAUCGCUGGAGGCGACACAACGGCUUCGGCCAUGCGUGCUGUGGUGUACUUUUUGGCCAAGAAUCCAGAGGCGAAGCAGAAGCUCUGUUUUGAGCUUGAUCAAGCGAGCCUGGAAACUCCGGCUCAGUGGAAAGACUUGAAAGAGCUGACUUAUCUGGAUGCUGUUAUUCGAGAAGCUAUGCGGAUUUGUCCUGGCAUCGGUCUUGCCCCGGAGCGUGUCGUCCCCGAGGGCGGUCACGUCCUUCCAGACGGUCGUUUUCUUCCAGCUGGGACAAAGGUCGGCCUGAAUCCCGCGGUUACUAGCCGAGAUCCUGGCGUCUUUGGUGCUGAAGUUGAAUCCUUUAUCCCCGAGAGGUGGCUCAAACAGGAUGGUGAGGCAGAGGACCUGUUUAAUCAGCGGUUCCGCCGAAUGCACGAAGUCUUGGACUUUGUUUUUGGAGGAGGAACACGCGUCUGCUUGGGGAAGAACUUGGCCAAGCUGGAGAUUUACAAGACUAUUGCGACGCUGUACAGCCUCUACGACAUAAACCUCAUUGAUCCGACACAUGAGUGGAAGCACUAUAGCUCCUGGUUUAUAUAUCAGUUGGAUAUACCUACGGCCAUCUCACGUCGGGCUUAG